Molecule: messenger RNA, 4927 nt
Organism: Vespula pensylvanica (western yellowjacket)
Lineage: Eukaryota; Metazoa; Arthropoda; Insecta; Hymenoptera; Vespidae
Product: DNA polymerase alpha catalytic subunit-like
Exons: 18
Coding region: 321-4871 (1516 amino acids)
Biological process (GO): leading strand elongation; DNA replication; mitotic DNA replication initiation
Cellular component (GO): alpha DNA polymerase:primase complex
Molecular function (GO): purine nucleotide binding; DNA replication origin binding; DNA-directed DNA polymerase activity
Source: RefSeq, a predicted model, not a curated record
AUUUGCCUGAAUUACUAGAUCAAUGUUUUAAUUAAGAUGAAUACUUCAAUUAUUUAAUAAGUUUGUCGAAAUAAAUGAAAAUUAUUACGAAGAUACAGUAAACAAACGAAUAAAUUAUUAGAUAUAUUUUUAUUCCGAAAAAAUUUAGAUUAGAUAUUCUGUAUAAAUACUUUGUAUAUAUAUUUAGUGCAAUAACAAAAAAGUUCAAAAAAAGAAAACUGUGAUUGGAAAACAAAUAAAUGUAUAAAAUUCUCGAAAACAAUAUUAUACACUUAUCAUUUUUCAAGGGUAUUUUUGAAGUACCUGGAAAAUAAAAUAAAAUGGAGAAAAAAGAAAAAAUAUCCAAAUCCAAAAAAGAUACUUGUGUUAUAGACCUAACAACUACUGAUGAUAAACAUGUACAAGCAUCAACGAACUCUUGCAUUUUACAAACGAAAAAAAGAAAAAUUUAUAAAAAUGAAGCUUCUUUACAACUAUGUGUAAAGGAAAUCGAAUAUAAACGUAAAUAUACUACACUUCAAAAUGUGAUAAAAAAAGUUAAAAUAAACACAAUUUCUAUGCCUGUUUCUGAAAUUACUCAAAAAGCAGAUAAUACAGUUAUAAUUAUAGAUUCAAGCACUAAUAAUAUCAAUGUAGAAGAUCCACUAUCUAGAAAAUCAAUAAAAGAAAAUGCUAAGAACGAGAUAAUUUCUGUAAUUCCAGCUCUAAAUUUGCAUGUCAAAAAUACUAUUCUUUUACAUUCUAAAUGUGAUACAGAUAAAAAAGAAAUUAAUCCUGUAAAUCAAACUAUAAAUUUAGAUGAUGAAAAUAUUACUGUAUUACAUUCUAAAUGCAAUACAGAUAAGAGAGAAAUAACUUCUACAACCCCAAUUAUAAAUGUAGAUCUUGAAGAUAUUACUGUAUUAAAUUCUAAAUGCAAUACAGAUAAAAAAAAAAUAACUUCUACAACCCCAAUUAUAAAUGUGGAUCUUGAAGAUAUCACUGUAUUAAAUUCUAAAUGCAAUACAGGUAAAAAAGAAAUAAAUUCUGUAACUCAAACUACAAAUUUGCAUGGUCAAGAUAUUAGUGUAUUAAAUUCUAAAUGUAAUACAGAUAAAAAAGAAAUAGCUCUGACUAUAAAUAAUUCUGAAAAAAAAGAUAAAAGUUCUGUAACUCAAACUAUAAAUUUGAAUGUUGAAGAUAUUAAUGUAUUACAUUCUUAUGAAACAAAUUCAUGUACUAGUUAUGAACAGAUAACUGAUAAUAUAGACAUUCUAAAUGAAGAUUUUAGUCAAUAUUUCAAAGAACCAUUUGACAUAUCUUUUCAAGAAUCAAGUAAAGAAGUUGAAGAAAGAUUAUCAAAUACUAUGGAUAUGAAAGAUUCACAAAAUAAAUGUCAACCAAUAUUGAAAAAUUCUAAUAUAUCAAAACAAGAUUUUGUACCAUCUAAUCAAUUGAAUACUACUAAUCUAGAAGCACAACUAGACAAAAUUAAAGUCUUUUCGAAUGAUAUAGAUAUUUCUCUCCCAAUUACUAAAAAUUCAAAUGGAGAAACAAUUAGCCGUUUUUAUUGGUGGGAUGCAUAUGAGGAUACAUAUAAACAACAGGGAAUUGUUUAUUUAUUUGGAAAAGUUUAUAUUGAUUCCAUUAAAACAUGUUAUUCUUGUUGUUUAUCAAUAAAAAAUUUGCCAAGGAGAAUAUAUCUUCUACCAACAAAACAUUUUAUAGAUUCAUUUGAUGCCAAUUUAAGAUUAACUACUAUGGAAGAUGUAUAUAAUGAAUUUAAUGAACUUGCAAAUAAAUUAGGUAUAAAAGAAUUUCAAAGUCGUCGGGUUUGGAAAAAGUAUGUUUUCAAAGAAGAUGUACAAACUUAUACAGAAUAUUUGGAAAUUCUAUAUCCAGCAAUGUAUCCAGCUAUAGAUUCAAAUUACAGUGGAUUUGCUAUAGAAAAAAUUUUAGAGACUACUAUAUCGCCUCUACAAUUAUUACUUCUGGAAAAAAAUAUCAAAGGGCCAUGUUGGUUAGAUAUCAAACAUCCUACAAAAGAUCUAUCUGAUACCAUUUGGUGCAAAGUAAAACUGAUUUGUACAAAUAUUAAGAAUAUUUCUGUUAGUGUUGACUCUCCAAAAUUGUCAUUGCCACCAAUGGUAAUUGCUGGAUUAAAUGUUUGUACAUGUCCAGAUCCAAAAACUAAACAGAAUCAAAUACUUAUGGUUGUUAUUAUUUUACAAGAUGAAUGCCAGAUUGUCAAAGAUGUACCAAAGCCAUCUUUUAAACAAACUUUUUGUUUGAUAACUAAACCAAAUGACACUCUAUGGCCACAUGAAACAGAUCAGCUGUUGUCUAAUAUUUCAAAUACUAAUAUAAUAAAAUGUGAAAAUGAAAGUGUCUUACUAGAAGAAUUACUUAGAAUAAUAGAAGAAGCUGAUCCAGAUUUAUAUGUAGGGUAUGAUUGUAGUCAUCAAUUUGAAUCAUUAUUACAUAGAAUGUUUAUUUUAAACAUUGGAAAUUGGAGUAAACUAGGAAAAGUAAAGCAUUUUACAUAUCCUGUUACUAGGCAAAAAACAUUUAUAAAUCGAGCAUUAUCUGGUCGUCCUGUAUGUGAUAUAAAAAUUAUAGCUAAAGAGUUAAACAUAAAAAGCAGAAGUUAUGAUUUACAAUCCCUUUGUACAACAGUAUUAAACAAGAAAAGUAAUGAAUCCAAGGAAAUAAAAUCUGAGGAUUAUUUCUUAUAUUAUACUACAAAAAAAAGGUUAGAAGAUCUGAUCAAAUUAACACUUGCAGACACAUUGGAUAUUCUAUCUGUAACAUUUAAACUUAAUAUGAUUCCGUUUGCAAUAGAACUUACGUGUAUAUCGGGUACUAUUUUAUCAAAAAUAUUAGCAGGAAGCCAAAUGGAAAGAAAUGAAUUUCUUUUAUUGCAUGCUUUUCAUGCAAACGAUUAUAUAUUACCAGAUUCUUCAAAAAUAAACAAAAACAUAGAAAGUGAGAUAUCUGGGAAAAAAAUAUCAACUCAUAAAGGUGGUUUAGUUCUUACUCCAAUAAAAGGAUUUUAUACUACAUUGAUCUUAUUAAUGGAUUAUAUCUCUUUAUAUCCUAGUAUAAUAAUAGAAUACAAUCUAUGCUUCAGUACAAUACCUGGAGCAGCAUAUACUGAUUAUAAGGAUUUAAAAAUACCAGAAUUAAAUUCAGAACUUGGAGUUAUCCCAAAAGAAAUACAAAGACUAACUGAAUAUAGAAAACAAGUAAAAAAAUUAAUAACAUUACCAGAUAUUUCACCCAGUCAAAAAAUGCGAUAUAAUGCAAAGCAAAUAGCCUUAAAGCUUAUGGCAAACAGUAUAUAUGGUUGUUUGGGUGCACCACAUUGCAGAUUUUAUGCCAAAGGAUUAGCUGCUUUAAUUACAUCAAAAGGUAGAGAAAUUCUAUUAAAUACAAAACAUUUAAUUGAAAAUAUGAAAUAUGAGAUCAUUUAUGGUGAUACUGAUUCUAUAAUGAUCAAAACUAAUCUUCUUGAGUAUAAUGAUGUUAUUUCUAUUGGAGAUAAGAUCAAAGGGGAAAUAAAUAAAUCUUAUAGAAAUAUAGUACUAGAUAUUGACAGUGUGUUUCAAUAUUUAUUACUUUUUCAAAAAAAGAAAUAUGCAGCACUUGCAAUGAAAAAACUACCAAAUGGUCGAAUAGAAUUAUCGCAAAUACAUAAGGGUAUAGAAACAAUACGGAAAGAUUGGUGUCCAUUAUCUGUAGAAGUUGGAAAAAAUAUACUGAAUAAUAUUUUUUCUAAUCAACCACAUGAUAUGAAAAUAAAAGCAAUUUACGAAAUAUUGCAAAAUAUUUCAAGAACCAUUAGAGAAAAUCAGAUAUCUCUAUCAUCGUUUAUAAUAUCUAAACAACUUUCUAAAAAUCUUAAUAAUUAUCAUGAUGAAGAACAACCACAUAUACAGGUAGCCACAAGAUUAUACAAAAGAUAUGGUAAAAUAUGGAAAGCUGGAGAUACCAUAUCUUAUGUGAUAUGCCAGAGUGAAACUGAUAAAUCGAUUACAAACAAAUCAUAUCAUAUAAACGAACUUAAAGAAAACAAGUCUCUAAAGAUUGAUAUUAAUUAUUAUUUAAAGAAACAGAUAUUACCUAUUGCAUUAAGAAUUUGUGAACCAAUUGCAGAAGUAGAUAAGAUAUCGUUAGCUAAAAAUUUAGGUUUGGAUAAUGCACAUGGAUAUAAAGGGAUAGUAUGUACAUUAAAUAAUAUUGAAAAACAAAUAAUGAUAACUGCAGACAGAUUUAAACAUUGCAAAGCUUUAACAUUCAGAUGUAUCAAUGAAAAUUGUCGCAAUGAAAUUACGAUUAAAGAUGUAACAUCAGAAUCUUCUAAUGGUUGUCAACUAUUUUUGAAUACUAUUUGUUCUAAUACUACUUGUAAAAUUCCUUUAUGGAAAAAUGUAAAUGCUAUAUCUAAUGAAUUGGUACUUAAUAUAAGACAGGCUAUAAAUAUGUAUUAUUCUAAUGAGUUGAAAUGUAAAAACCCUCUAUGUUCUAAUGUAACUAAAAGACUUCCAAUGUAUUUUUAUACAAUGUAUCCCAAAUGUGAUAAAUGUAAUGAAUCUUUUAUAUGUAGAAAAUAUACUGAAACGGAUCUAUAUGAUCAAAUAUGUUUUUAUCAUAAAAUCUUCGAUAUUAGUCAUUUGCAAAAUAAACUUUCGUUGGUUGAUUAUCCAGAGGAAAUAAUAUCAGUAUACAACACACUUAAGGAUAUUGUUAAUAAGUAUUUGAAGUGUACUUCAUAUUUAAUUGUGAACUUUGAUAAAGUUUUUCAAAACAGAUUCAUAAAAUAUACAGUGCAUGAUUCAGAUUAUGAUAUUUCUUCAAAUGAUUAUGCUCAUAUGGAGAGUAAACAAUUGUAAAUGUAUUUUAUUAAUAUAUAUAUAUAUAUAUACAUAUAUAUAUAUGUGUGUGUGUU